Messenger RNA from Mercurialis annua (annual mercury), 881 nucleotides. RefSeq lists its product as uncharacterized. The transcript has 4 exons. Bases 109 to 615 code for a protein of 168 amino acids. The record is from RefSeq and is a predicted model, not a curated record. NCBI's taxonomy places the organism in Eukaryota, Viridiplantae, Streptophyta, Magnoliopsida, Malpighiales, Euphorbiaceae. Gene Ontology annotation, cellular component: cytoplasm. Gene Ontology annotation, molecular function: protein-disulfide reductase activity; oxidoreductase activity, acting on a sulfur group of donors, disulfide as acceptor.
CCCUAUUUCUCAGAAUUUUGUGUUCUUUGCUAACCCAGAUAUUCCCGAGCAUAUUUUUUGUGAAUUCAUUUAUUUUUCUAAAAAAGAGAAUUAUCUAGAAAGAAAGCUAUGGCGACGGCUUCUUCUCUCUCAGCAUCAACAAUUCCUAGUUUGAAGGCCCAACUGGGUGCUGCCAAAUUAAGCUCCUCGCCUUCUCUGCACCUUCCACCUCAGCUUAAUCGUCUCCAAUUUGGCGGCAGAGGAAUUUGCUUCUCUAAUUCUAGGUCUCGAAUUUUGCCUCUGGUUGCAGCAAAGAAGCAAACAUUUGCCAACCUCGACGAGUUGCUGGAAAAUUCUGACAAACCAGUGUUAGUCGACUUUUAUGCAACCUGGUGUGGUCCUUGUCAACUUAUGUCCCCAAUUCUCGAUCAAGUCGGUACUGUUUUGAAAGACGCAAUCCAGGUGGUAAAAAUUGAUACGGAGAAGUACCCUUCCAUAGCGGACAAAUACAAAAUAGAGGCAUUGCCGACAUUCAUCCUAUUCAAGGACGGGAAACCUUAUGAUCGCUUUGAGGGUGCUCUAGCUAAAGAUCGGUUCAUUGAACGCGUUGAAACCGCACUGCAAGUAAAGCAGUAGCUGUAUUGGAUAUCGAAAGAUUCACUCGCUCACUCACUCUAUGUCUCCACAUUUGGCUGUCAGGUUUCAUGGGCCAAGUCAAGGCAAAACAAUGCAGUGAUUUUGAAAUGUUAGGAGGAAGAAUCACCCAUCACUUCUCUUACCCAUAAACAAAAUGGUGUGAUGGAUUUUAAAUGUACAAACCACACAUAUUUAUUUGAACUGUUUGAAAUUUUUGAAAAAUGCCCUGUACUUGUAUUUUUGAAAAUGUUGAAAGUUUGAUGAAA